Messenger RNA from Phlebotomus argentipes, 767 nucleotides. RefSeq lists its product as uncharacterized. The record is from RefSeq and is a predicted model, not a curated record. Bases 1 to 732 code for a protein of 243 amino acids. Gene Ontology annotation, biological process: receptor localization to non-motile cilium; non-motile cilium assembly. Gene Ontology annotation, molecular function: GTPase activity; GTP binding. NCBI's taxonomy places the organism in Eukaryota, Metazoa, Arthropoda, Insecta, Diptera, Psychodidae. The transcript has 2 exons. Gene Ontology annotation, cellular component: non-motile cilium; ciliary membrane.
AUGGGGAACUUCUGCUGGAGGCGCCGCGUCGCUCCCACCAGCGGCACUGCCUUGAGUAUCCUUCUAGUGGGUCUCGACGGAUCCGGGAAGACUUGUCUGGCGAACACUUUGCUGAAGACUCGCCUCAAGGGCGUUCCCAAGCCCACAACGGGCUGCCAGGUGUUUCCUGUCACGCUUCAGGGCAGCCAAAUUGAGGUAACCGAAGUCGGUGGUCGCGAGGACGUGCGUCCUUUGUGGAAGCACUACUUUCUCGACGCCCUGGGCGUCGUUUACGUGGUGGACGGCAGCAAAUGGCAGCGAUUGGCGGAAUCACGCGACAUUCUGCAUCAGCUCAUGCAGAAUGAACUGCUGCAAACGAAGCCUCUGCUGGUGCUGGUGAACAAGCAGGACAAGCGCGAUGCGGUGGAUCAUCUGGACGUUAUAGAUUUCUUCGAGAUCUCGGACUUUGCGAACGCCUUCAAGACUCCAACGCUCGUGAUCGGCGUGAGUGUGGAUGAGGAGGGAUCAAAGCGCCUCUCGGAGGGAUUCAACUGGCUCGUGACUACUGUUAAGGACAACCACGUGGCGCUGACGAGGAGGAACGAGAUCAUGCGGGACAUCGUGAAUCAGAAGGGCAAGAAAGGACGCUCUCUGAUCAGAACUCUGAGUGCCAGAGUGCGAAGAAAGAAACGCUCGCUCGGGAGAAAACUGACACGGAAGCGCCCCAGAACAGCACCGCAGCCGCCUGACUGAUCUCAAUGCGAUGCCAAAACCUCAAAACUCUGGGA